AUGUGCCUUCAGCUGUCUCCGAUGAGUCAGUCCGUGCUCAACAGCCUCGGUGCAAGCCCUAGUGCCGUAGCUACAAAAUCUCACAGGUUACCGAAGAAAGCGAGCCGCCGCUUGAUAUUUUGCUCUUGGCGCUUGACCAAGAGUGGAACGAGAGCCAUCCUGCCUCGACAAGAAGCACAAGCGCAAAGUGCUGCACCGGUAGUGCAGACUGUGGAAGAGCGCAGGCCCUCUCUCAACAAGUACCACACAAUUUUGCGAGAGACUCUCGAAACCGUGUUUACAACCGAGUGCAUUAUCCUGACUGCCUACUUGGAGACCCUCAUUCCGUUCUUUUACGCCAGUUACAUGUUGGUGAUGGCGCAUUUACCGAGCGCUUUUUAUCAUACGGAAAUGACUGCUAUUACGCAGGAGACUGUGGUCUCAACGGUGUCCCCACUACUCGUUUUUGGACUUCUCCAAGUCGGAACCUUUGCCAUGCUCGCUGCGUUGAUCCGACGGAACUGUGGAAUGUCAGCUUUGUACCAGCUUGCAUUUGUGCUUGAGGCGCACAUGCCUCUAGUCCAAUGCAAAAUACUCCUCUGGAUGAUUAUCACACUGUGCUUUCGGGUAAAACAUUUCGGUAAGUAA
Phytophthora sojae is the source of this 627-nucleotide messenger RNA. RefSeq lists its product as hypothetical. Lineage: Eukaryota; Oomycota; Peronosporomycetes; Peronosporales; Peronosporaceae. The coding region runs from base 1 to 627 and encodes 208 amino acids. The record is from RefSeq and is a predicted model, not a curated record. The transcript has a single exon.